Manduca sexta (tobacco hornworm) is the source of this 474-nucleotide messenger RNA. RefSeq names its product ribonuclease H1-like. NCBI's taxonomy places the organism in Eukaryota, Metazoa, Arthropoda, Insecta, Lepidoptera, Sphingidae. Gene Ontology annotation, molecular function: RNA-DNA hybrid ribonuclease activity; nucleic acid binding. The transcript is spliced from 2 exons. The record is from RefSeq and is a predicted model, not a curated record. Gene Ontology annotation, biological process: DNA replication, removal of RNA primer. The coding region runs from base 1 to 474 and encodes 157 amino acids.
AUGGAUCACGUAGAUAAUGAUGGUUUUGUGGAUGUUUACACGGAUGGCGCAUGCUCCUCAAAUGGUAGGAGCGAAGCUCGUGCCGGCUAUGGAGUCUAUUGGGGAGAUAACCAUCCCCUAAACACCAGCGAGCCAGUGUCUGGCCGAGCCACUAACAACCGUGGAGAAAUACAAGCGGCAACUAAAGCCAUAAAACAGGCACUGGAUAAUGGAGUCACUAAACUUGCUAUAAAUACUGAUUCCAAAUUCCUAAUUAAUUCUGCUACGAAGUGGAUGCCAGGUUGGAAACAACAGGGCUGGAAACUUCAGUCUGGGGAGCCAGUGAAAAACGAGCGUGAUUUUAAGGAGUUGGACAGAGUUCAACACAAACUUCAGGUCAAGUGGAAUUAUGUGGGAGCUCACAGUGGAGUCCAUGGCAACGAGAUGGCGGAUCAACUUGCAAAAGAAGGCGCUUCUAAGUACCGCAAAUGGUAG